Erigeron canadensis is the source of this 615-nucleotide messenger RNA. Its product is annotated as V-type proton ATPase subunit G-like. The transcript has 4 exons. Gene Ontology annotation, cellular component: vacuolar proton-transporting V-type ATPase complex. The record is from RefSeq and is a predicted model, not a curated record. Bases 134 to 469 code for a protein of 111 amino acids. Lineage: Eukaryota; Viridiplantae; Streptophyta; Magnoliopsida; Asterales; Asteraceae. Gene Ontology annotation, biological process: proton transmembrane transport. Gene Ontology annotation, molecular function: proton-transporting ATPase activity, rotational mechanism.
UUCGCGGGUAGCAAUCAAAUUAGAUACAUUGAUACAUACAUAGAUACAGAUCUCCGUCCAUAAGCAGUUUCUCGUCCACAUCGUCGUCAUCUAAAUCAUUUCUCAACAUUUUCUCUUUUGUAAGGCAGCUAACAUGGAUGGUGGGAACAGGGGCCAAAAUGGAAUCCAAUCACUGUUAUCAGCAGAGCAAGAAGCUCAGCAAAUUGUCAGUGCUGCCCGAAAUGCCAAGUUGGCUCGACUAAAACAGGCCAAGGAUGAGGCUGAGAGAGAAGUGGCUGAAUUCCGUGCUCAGAUGGAAGCUGAUUUUCAAAGAAAAGUUGCUGAGUCGAGUGGCGACUCGGGUGCCAAUGUGAAGCGUCUUGAUAAGGAAACAGAGGGAAAGAUUCAACACCUGAAGACCGAUGCUGAUAGAAUUUCACAUGAUGUUGUUGAAAUGCUUUUGAAGCAUGUCACCUCCGUUGGCUACUAAUAAAUCAUCUCCAAAGUUGACAAGACGUAUGAUUGUCUAGUGUUAACGUGGUUCUCCCUGCGUGUAUUCUAGUAUAUUCAAUCAUUUAAUCGUACAAUUCUUGAGUUCUUGAAUAAAAAUUCGUUAUUGCUGCUUGUUUGAAAAAA